Messenger RNA from Coniosporium apollinis CBS 100218, 1446 nucleotides. RefSeq lists its product as uncharacterized. The transcript has 2 exons. The record is from RefSeq and is a predicted model, not a curated record. NCBI's taxonomy places the organism in Eukaryota, Fungi, Ascomycota, Dothideomycetes. Bases 1 to 1446 code for a protein of 481 amino acids.
AUGUUAUCCACUGUCGCCUUGAUCCUUUUUGCCGAGCUAUCCCAUGCCUUCAACUGCUCUACACCUCCCAUUUAUGUCGACAUGCACAAGCGCGCAGUACAUGGCACCAAUGUCUUCCAGUAUGGUUCGUUCAUAGGCUUCGGCAGUCCUGCGCAAAACCAGAGUCUCUUUCCUUCACUACGCCAGAACGAGACCUCAGUCGCUCAUGCAGACUUUUGUGAUGGCAGCUCGUUGCCAAAUUGUCUCGAUGCGACGCGCGGCAACUUUAAUCCUUCAGAGUCACGAACAUGGAAUCAGCAGGAUACCUACGUCUCGACGGACAGAGCAUCUGUAUCCAACGAGAGCAUCCAUGGCCAAGAUGACAUUCACAUUUACACGCACUUCUUCGAGACGGAGCCAGCAUUCCAAACUCUGCUCCAUAAUUUCCCCGUCGAAGUGGCCACCAAUGGCAGCGUUAGCCCUGGCAUCGUUGGUCUAGGGCAGGAUUCCACUCUUCUGCAGGAGCUGUUCGAGAACGGUUUCAUUGCGGGCCGCACGUACUCCCUCUAUGUCGGGUCAGGUACCGACAGGGCUGGCGGCAAGAUUAACGGCAGUAACGUCCUUGGCGGAUACGACGCCGGACGGUUUACGGGUGGUGUUCAUACAUACGGCAUACGGGCUUCUGAAGAGGAACCACUGAACGUUAGAGUCACCGACAUCAUCUUGGACGAACCUUCCGGGUCCAUGCGAAACGUCUCGCUGUUCGAUCCGCAGGAGUUUCCAGACAACCAAGCCAAGCCUCUUGCAUUCGACGCAAAGAUUACUACGGACCAAUAUCCUAUGUCCUUGCCUUACCAACUGACGCAAAACUACAUCUCCCGUCUUGCAGCCAAGCCAUCAGGCAACCCAGACGGCUCGCUCGCCCUCAGCAAACCAUUCAACGGCACCAUGACCUUCGUGCUCUCUGAUGGCUUUUCCGUCACUAUUCCAAGCGAAAUCAUGUACAAUAGUUCUGGCAUCUCGCCCGUCGCCGAGCGGGACGAGGACUCCAACGCACCUUUCUAUCUUGGCCUGUCGUGGUUGAGCCAGGUGUACCUCAUGAUCGAUUACGAUGCAUACCAGUUCCACCUCGCGCAAGCCGUAGCAGAAAACAAGGCUGUCAUGCCGAAGACAUGGUGUCCGAAAACUAUUCCCGCACCAUAUGUGAAGCCAAAGCAAUCAACUUUCGGGAGAGAAGGCCUGAUCGGGGCAGUCAUUGGAGGUGUGAUUGGUGGACUUGCGCUUGUAGCAUUAACGGCAACUAUGUUUGUGUGGUGGAGGAGACGACGAGCGUCAGAGAAGCUGAUGAAGCAGAUUGAGGCGAGCCAUGGGAAGGCGAAGAUGCUGGAAGCAGGAUUUGAGAUGGAGAAAUUUGAUGCGCCCCCAACGAAGGAGGCCAGUAGCAGGACAUCGAUUUGGCGUCGGUAG